Molecule: messenger RNA, 2028 nt
Organism: Trichomycterus rosablanca
Lineage: Eukaryota; Metazoa; Chordata; Actinopteri; Siluriformes; Trichomycteridae
Gene: pgm3
Product: phosphoglucomutase 3
Exons: 12
Coding region: 2-1513 (503 amino acids)
Biological process (GO): hemopoiesis; carbohydrate metabolic process; UDP-N-acetylglucosamine biosynthetic process
Molecular function (GO): phosphoacetylglucosamine mutase activity; magnesium ion binding
Source: RefSeq, a predicted model, not a curated record
CAUGGGUCUGCUGGCCACACUGAGGUCCAAACAAACAAAGUCUGCUAUUGGAGUGAUGGUGACUGCAAGUCACAAUCCAGAGGAGGACAAUGGUGUAAAGCUGAUUGACCCAAUGGGAGAGAUGAUAACCCCAGCUUGGGAGGACUAUGCCACCCAGCUGGCCAAUGCAGAGCAAGAAGCUCUGUGCACUGCACUGAAAGACAUAAUUGAGAGAGAAACCAUUAACAUGUCUGAAAAAGCUUCUGUUUUCAUCGGAAGAGAUACAAGGCCAAGCAGUAAAAGCCUGUCAAUGGCGGUUAUGGAUGGAGUUUCCAGUUUGGAGGGGAACAGUUUAGACUAUGGACUGGUAACCACACCUCAGCUGCAUUUUAUGGUUCGUUGUUGCAACACCCAAGGUUGCUAUGGUACUGCCACAACACAAGGCUAUUAUGAGAAACUUUCCAAGGCUUUCAUCGAACUCACUAAGCAUGGUAAAAAUCGCACCGAUGUUAAAAAGAGACUGAUGGUGGAUGGAGCUAAUGGUAUUGGAGCGCUUAAGUUGAAAGAAAUGGAACCUUUCCUCCAGUCUGAGCUGCAGGUGAAACUCUUUAAUGAUGGCAGCAGUGGCAAACUCAACUAUCUGUGUGGAGCUGACUACGUGAAAGUACAGCAGAAACCCCCACAAGGUAUGAAAAUAGGACCAGAUGAGCGAUGCUGCUCCUUUGAUGGUGAUGCUGAUCGGGUUGUUUACUAUUACAGUGACUCGGCUGGAUGUUUUCAUCUGUUGGACGGAGAUAAAAUAGCUACUCUCAUUAGCACAUACCUGAAGGACCUGCUAACACAGGCAGGACUAAAUCUGCAAGUGGCUGUUGUUCAGACAGCAUAUGCCAAUGGAAGCUCUACACAAUAUCUUGAAAACGUCAUGAAGGUUACAGUAUGCUGUACAAAGACAGGAGUAAAGCAUCUACACCAUGCAGCUCAGGAGUUUGACAUUGGAGUUUACUUUGAAGCCAAUGGCCAUGGAACGGUUCUUUUUAGUAAAAAUGCUAUGGAGCAGAUCCAGCAGCUAGCCAAAGACCAAAGUGCUAACGGAGAGAAGAAACAUGCAGCAAAGCUUCUGGAGGGCACUGUCAACCUCAUCAACCAGGCUACAGGUGAUGCUAUUUCUGAUAUGCUGCUAAUUGAAGCUGUUCUGGCUAUCAGAGGGAUGACUGUUCAGGAAUGGGAUGCCAUUUACACAGACCUGCCCAAUCGACAACUCAAAGUGAAGGUAGCAGAUAGGCGCGUAAUAGAAACAACGGAUGCAGAGCGUCGUGCAACAACACCAGAAGGAUUACAAGACUCCAUAGAUGCUCUGGUCAAGAAGUUCAAGCAAGCCAGAGCCUUUGUUAGACCCUCUGGCACUGAGGAUGUUGUCAGAGUGUAUGCUGAGGCUGACACACAGGAGAGUGUAGAUAGCCUGGCACAUCAAGUAAGUCUGGCUGUACACCGACUGGCUGGAGGGGUGGGAGAGGAGCCAAAGCCUUUACAAUAAUCCUGACUGUCAAUGCUGUUCAUAUUAAUGUUCAAUUGAUUGUAUUUUCUACCUGCACUUUUUUAAACUGGAUUAUAUUUUUAUGUAAUUUUUGUCCCUGUCAUGUAAAAAGCAUAUAUAAAAAAAAUCAUAAAAAGUUAAUCACAAUUUUUAUUUUUGCUUUAGGGGAAAAACAGCAAUUAAUUAUUCUUACACCUACCUAAACAGAUGCUGAUCUUAACGACAAUAAUAAAAAUCAUACACUGAUUACAUACAGCAUUACUUUUUAAUCUUUAGAAGUCUGGUUUUGGGAUUAAAUAUGAAUGAAAGAUAUUCCACUCACUAGCUUUGCAUAAUGUUAUAGUCCAUCAGUGUUCCCUUCAGUUGUUGAUGGGACAGUUAUUAUUGUAACACCUUAUUGUAACACCUUACCAGAACUUCAGUUGAGUCUAAAUAACAGCUCUGACUUGUAAGAACAAGGUAACAUUAAUGCCAAUAUGUCAUUUGGUGCUGAAACUGUAAUUGUGGAAAUAAAU